This is a messenger RNA of Cladophialophora immunda, 972 nucleotides long. RefSeq lists its product as uncharacterized. Lineage: Eukaryota; Fungi; Ascomycota; Eurotiomycetes; Chaetothyriales; Herpotrichiellaceae. The transcript is spliced from 3 exons. Gene Ontology annotation, biological process: regulation of transcription by RNA polymerase II. Gene Ontology annotation, molecular function: DNA-binding transcription factor activity, RNA polymerase II-specific. The record is from RefSeq and is a predicted model, not a curated record. Bases 1 to 972 code for a protein of 323 amino acids.
AUGUCCAACAAAUACCAAAGACUUGCCGGUUACCGAGUCCACCAGAAGAAACAGAUCAUUUUGGCGACUCCUACCAAUCUCAACGCCGUCAAUAACAUCUUGGACAUCCCUGAAUCCAGACCUUGCAAACUCCAACCUGGUAACAGCCUGGUCUGCAAAGCCCCUCGCCUGUCUUUGAAAUACGACAAUCUACUCUACAUGAUGUUUUCCUGUGCGGCAUCCCACCUGCUCCACGCCCAACCAGAAGAUGCAGAACUCAACGCCGCGGCCGAGGUCUACCGAGGCCUCGCCCUGGGCGAGCAACACCAGGUCGUGUCGAAUCUGAGCAGUGAGAACGCCUACGCGGUCUGUUUCGCCUCCAUGUUACUCCUCAUCACCUCUGUCGCCAGACUCUGGAGGCGCCCACUGGAACCUUACUCACCACCGAUGGAAUACCAGCGCCUGGGGACUGGGGCAGGAACCGUGCUGAAAUUGGCGAAGGACAUUUUCAAACAAGACCCGUCUUCGAAAAUGAUGCUCUUGAUCAAUGCUCCGCCAGUGUUCGAUGUCAAAGUCCUCUUUGCCAAGGAAAAAAUCCAACCCUUCUCGAGAGUGCUGGAGCAUGAGAAAAGCCAGCACCCAGAUCCAGGUUACGACCCAGCGAGGCUCGAGGUGUUAGAGAAGUUGCUCAGCUACAAUGGCUACCUGUACCAGUCCGUCGACGAGGACGAGCCUGUCUACAUCGUCGCUCGCAAGAUCAUCUCCUUUGCCAUUUUCGUCCCUCGGCCGUUUAUCGAGUUGGUGGAAGAGGAGCGCCCAUGUGCGCUCGUGAUUCUGGCGCACUAUUUUGCGCUGAUGGCGCGCUUCCCGUCGAUUUGGUGGGUGGGGAAGACCCCCAGGCGCGAGAUCCAGGCAAUCCACGAUACGGUGUCGCCCGUGUGGCAGGACCAGAUGAAGUGGCCGAUGAUGAUGGCUGGGUUAGCGCUGUCCUGA